AUGGAGAAUGAGGGGAUUGAACCAAACUUGAUUAUGUCGAAUGUUUUGGUUAAUGCAUUUGGAACUGCUGGAAGCACAUGGAAGCUCUCUCUAUUUAUCAUCAUAUUAAAGAAACUGUAUGUCUAUCUUAUUCGUGCGAUUAAACUUCUAGGAUACACCCCUGAUGUGGUUACCUAUAGUACACUUAUGAAAGCAUUCACUCGACCAAAGAAGUAUGAAAAGGGAAAUGGAAGCUUUUGGGUGUACGGUAGAUCAGAAAGCAAGACAGCUAUUGCAAAAUGCUUUUAUGGUUCUUGA
Molecule: messenger RNA, 297 nt
Organism: Arabidopsis thaliana (thale cress)
Lineage: Eukaryota; Viridiplantae; Streptophyta; Magnoliopsida; Brassicales; Brassicaceae
Product: Pentatricopeptide repeat (PPR) superfamily protein
Exons: 3
Coding region: 1-297 (98 amino acids)
Source: RefSeq, marked reviewed